AUGCGUACCUCGGUAGCUCUUUCCCUCCUCGGCGCGGCCGCUACUGGUGUUGCUGCCCAGAGCCAGAAGCCUCUCCCCACAGCUGUAGCUGUCAACAACAAUCCCGUUGGUCUCGUUGCCGAAGCGGUCCUUCCUGGUAACAACAUCAAGGGCAAGGUGGUCGUCAAGUCUGGCGAUGGCGGUGUUGGAACUCAGUUCAACAUUGAACUGAGCGGUAUCCCUGAGGAUGGCCCCUUCACCUACCACAUCCACGUCAACCCCGUCCCGGAGAACGGCAACUGCAGCGCCACGCUCGCUCACCUUGACCCUACCGAGCGCGGCGAAGACCCCGUCUGCGACAAGAGCAAGCCCGAGACGUGCCAGGUCGGCGAUCUGUCCGGCAAGUACGGCGCCAUCACCAAGGGUCAAACCACCUUCAGCGCCAGUUACCUUGACAAGUACGCGUCGCUCGUUGAGGGUACGGGCGCCUACUUCCUCAACCGCAGCAUCGUGUUCCAUUACCCCAACAAGACGAGGAUCACCUGCGCCAACUUCAAGAUCACCAACGCCGGACCGGCCCCGUUUCGCUUCCAACCAACGGGCACCGGGAUCUCGAGCGCUGCCCCUAUCGGAACCAACCCGGCGCAGACCACUGGGGGCGCUCCUUCGCCGUCAGGCACGAUGCCUGUUGAGGCCGGAGCCAGCUUCAGCACGAGCUCCAUGACCAGCGUGGUGGCCGCCUUGUUGGGCGGUGCGAUGAUGUUGAUGCUCUAA
This is a messenger RNA of Sordaria macrospora k-hell, 753 nucleotides long. RefSeq lists its product as uncharacterized. NCBI's taxonomy places the organism in Eukaryota, Fungi, Ascomycota, Sordariomycetes, Sordariales, Sordariaceae. The record is from RefSeq and is a predicted model, not a curated record. Gene Ontology annotation, molecular function: copper ion binding. Gene Ontology annotation, biological process: superoxide metabolic process. Gene Ontology annotation, cellular component: extracellular region.